CAAAUGAAUUACUACCAGUCCAAAUUAAAAGUACACGAUGAUGAAAAAAAAUUUUGAAAGAAAAAAUUUUUUUUUGACAAGUCCCAAGUGCGCUCUUUUUUUUUCUGAAGUCUUUUCCCUUAUGCCUUCCACUGAAAACAAAGUCUUAGAAAGCGCUAAAUUUAUUGCAGAGCAUAGCCAACAUGUCUCUAUUCCUCAAGAGAACAUAGACAGUGCUGCCAAGACAAUUAUGCAUAACAUGAAAAAGAGACAGUAUAGUACAAAGACUUGGAACGAACACCCACUACAUCCUAAAACAGCUGAUUGUCGCACUGUAGAUUGGAUUUUUCUGAUUGAUUUGCUUAAUUUCUCUUUUUGGAGUGAUUUGGAUGUUUCUGAUAAAAAAACCCCACAUCCUGAUCGAUAUGCAAUUCACUACGAGGGCCAGGCUUACACUGGUUAUUGGUCAUUGUGUGCUGCUAUCAACCGUGCAUUGGAUCACGAAAUACCGAUUACUGAUCCAGCCUAUUACGGGAAAAAGGCUUCGGAUAGUGAACUAGCCGAGAUUUUUAAGUCUGAUACAAAAGAACCAGCUCCGAUGUUGUCUGAAAGAAUCAGAGUCAUGAGGGAAGCUGGUAAAGUCUUGUGUGAAAAAUUUGAUGGUUCUUUUGUGAAUUGCAUCAUUCAGGCCGAGCAUUCUGCUGCUAAACUGUUGGAUAUCAUUAUCACAAACUUUGGUUCUUUUCAUGAUGUACAUGAGUUUCAUGGAAGAAAAGUGUAUAUUUUGAAGCGCGCACAAAUUUUGAUAGCUGACUUAUGGGCAUGUUUUGAUAACACAAGCUAUGGUCAAUUUGAUGAUAUUGACUCCGUUACUAUGUUCGCUGAUUACAGAGUACCUCAAGCAUUAUAUCAAUUGGGCUUGCUUCGUUAUUCUGCAGAACUUGUUGAAAAACUCGAAAAAAGAAUUUACUUCCCUUCUGGAUCUAAUGAUGAAGUAGAAAUUCGAGGCAAUUCUAUCUGGGUAGUUGAAUUGGUACGUGAAAGAAUCAGCAAGAUAGACCCAAGCCUCAAGAUAAACGCAAUCCUAAUUGAUUUCUAUGUUUGGGACAUGGCAAAAGAAAUCCAAGACCAAAUGACAGUCCCCACACAUUGCACAAGAAGUUGCUUUUAUUAGAGAGAAUAAAAAUAGACCGGCGGCAGUCAUAAAGUUGUGCCGAGUAUGAACAUGUGACUUUUUUUAUGUAGACCCGCGGUUUAAUCUUUUACCAUAACAUUGAGAAGAUCGUCAACUCGUAUUCAUCUGAUAAAAGAUUUUUCGAGACGGAGAACUCGGGUAGGCCCGUAUAAUUUCUUUUA
Gilbertella persicaria is the source of this 1335-nucleotide messenger RNA. RefSeq lists its product as uncharacterized. Bases 38 to 1153 code for a protein of 371 amino acids. The record is from RefSeq and is a predicted model, not a curated record. NCBI's taxonomy places the organism in Eukaryota, Fungi, Mucoromycota, Mucoromycetes, Mucorales, Choanephoraceae. The transcript has 8 exons.